AUGGACAAAGAGGAAGAUAAAACACCACCUACACCAUCUACAUCGAUUUCACCGACUCAAGGAUAUUAUGGUCCAGGAAACCCGUACUACCCGUUAGUUAUCAUACCUCAAAAUGCAUAUCCAAAUCCAUAUACAUGUGCUUGGGGUCAGGUACCGUUGAUGCCACCUUUUGCACCAACGAUGCCCUACCCUCUGUCGAAUAAUCUGGAUGAGUCCACACAAGUUCAAUAUACCUACCAGCCUCCAUCGAGUAAUCCGGAGGAGUUAGCAAGAUCUGAAAAGACUCCUCAAGCAAGUGAAUCAUCAAUUGUGCCAUUGCCAUUGGGUGCUGAAACUGAAAAGAAUUUUGGAGAAACUUCGUCGGACAUAAAUAAAGAGGCAGAGGCCGAAGGAACUAAUGAAGUAUCGGAUGAUGAUGAACGAGUUGAGGAGCCAAAGCCUGGUAUGGAAUUCGCCACUGAUAAAGAGCUUCUGGCAUAUUAUAAGCGAUAUGCCAAACAACAAGGUUUUAGUGUUAUCACACAAAGGACGAAGAGAGAUGCAUCUGGGAAACCGAAGUAUGUGACAAUUGGGUGUGCACGUGGCGGCAAGUACCAUCCGAGUCAUAGUAAUAUCUCGAAGCCGCGGCCAACCAUUAAAACGGACUGUAAGGCGAAGUUAAAUGCUCACUUGGACAAAAAGGGUGUAUGGGUUUUGACCACUGCUGAGAAUACUCACAAUCAUGGUACUGUCAGCCCACAGAAGUCUAGAUUUUUUAGAAGUCACAAGUGUUUAGAUGAAUACAGUAAAAGAAUGCUCGAUCUAAAUGACAAGGCAUGUAUUCGAAUGAACAAAAAAUUUGGAGCACUUGUUGUUGAUGCGGGCGGGUUCGAGAAUCUUGAAUUUCAAGAGAAAGAUUGUCGAAAUUAUAUUGACAAAGCAAAACACUUGAGGCUGGGUAAAGGAGGUGGCGAAGCACUUAGUGAUUACUUUAAGAGGAUGAGGAAGAUGAAUGAUGGAUUUAUUUCUGUGAUUGAUGUGGAUGAUGAGUUGCGACUCAGAAAUGUGUUCUGGGCUGAUGCACGUAGUCGAGCUACGUACGAGUAUUUCGGAGAUGUGAUCACCUUCGAUACGACGUAUCUAACAAAUAGAUACGGUAUGCCUUUUGCUCCUUUUGUUGGGGUAAACCAUCACGGGCAGUCCAUACUGUUAGGGGCUGGAUUGAUUUCAAGCGAGGAUACAAGUACUUUUGUGUGGUUGUUCCGAGCAUGGUUGGACUGCAUGAAUGGUCAAGCUCCAAAAGCAAUCAUAACAGACCAAGAUCGGGCAAUGAAGAGUGCCAUUGCGAUGGUAUUCCCAGAAACACGCCAUAGAUAUUGUCUAUGGCAUAUCAUGCGGAAACUGCCUGAGAAAUUGGGAUCCCACUCACAAUUCAACGCAGGGUUGAAGACUGACAUUCAGAGUGCCAUAUAUGAUUCGCAUACCUGUGAAGAAUUUGAUGGCAAAUGGGGGGAACUAAUUCAGAAAUAUGACCUUGGUGAUAACGCGUGGCUAGAAGGGUUGUAUACCGAGAGAUCAUUUUGGGUUCCAGCUUACUUGAAGGGUGUAUUCUGGGCUGGUAUGAGCACUACACAGCGGUCUGAAAGCAUGAAUGCCUUUUUCGACGGAUAUGUGCAUUCUGGUACAACGUUAAAGGAAUUUGUCGAUCAAUUUGACAAUGCUUUGAGGAAGAAGGUGGAAGUAGAGACGACAGCUGAUUUCAAUUCGUGCAACCAAACCAUCCCUUGUGUGACUCCAUUCCACUUUGAGAAGCAGUUUCAAGCGGUGUAUACAAAUGCAAAGUUUAAAGAAAUCCAAGGGGAGGUGUGGGGGAUGAUUUGUUGUAACUGCAUACCUGUUAGCAAACAGGGUUGUAUUUCCACCUUUGACGUGUUGGAUGAAAUUACCACGGGUGAUCAUGUCAAAACCGUCCAUUACGUAGUUUACUAUAACGAGGAGGAAUGUGAUAUUAAAUGCACGUGUGCACUGUUUGAAAUGAGGGGCAUUCUUUGUAGGCAUGUAUUUAAACUUUGUCAAAUUAAGAAGAUUCAUGUGUUGCCAGAGAGGUAUAUCUUGGAUCGGUGGAGGAAAGACUUAAAGAGAAGAUACACACUUGUCAAAAGUAGCUAUGAUGAUUUGCGGGAUAAUGCAGACUCACGAAGGAAAAUAUUUGCUGACGAACAAGUUGGAGUUGGUGAGGUAUUGGCCCCCCAAGUUGGUGCUAACGUUGAAGAUGUUGUUGUUGGAACCCAAUAUAGUACUGUCACACAACAAACACCAUCGGGCAAUGAUGAGAAUUUGUGA
Juglans regia (Persian walnut) is the source of this 2322-nucleotide messenger RNA. RefSeq names its product protein FAR1-RELATED SEQUENCE 4-like. The record is from RefSeq and is a predicted model, not a curated record. Gene Ontology annotation, biological process: regulation of DNA-templated transcription. NCBI's taxonomy places the organism in Eukaryota, Viridiplantae, Streptophyta, Magnoliopsida, Fagales, Juglandaceae. The transcript has 6 exons. Gene Ontology annotation, molecular function: zinc ion binding. The coding region runs from base 1 to 2322 and encodes 773 amino acids.